Molecule: messenger RNA, 9086 nt
Organism: Antechinus flavipes (yellow-footed antechinus)
Lineage: Eukaryota; Metazoa; Chordata; Mammalia; Dasyuromorphia; Dasyuridae
Gene: KIF11
Product: kinesin family member 11
Exons: 23
Coding region: 78-3239 (1053 amino acids)
Biological process (GO): mitotic spindle assembly; microtubule-based movement
Cellular component (GO): spindle microtubule; nucleus
Molecular function (GO): ATP binding; microtubule binding; plus-end-directed microtubule motor activity
Source: RefSeq, a predicted model, not a curated record
AGCUAUCUGGAGCGGCGGUAACGAGCGGCUGCACUGAGUCGAGAGACCCUGAGUGAGGUUUCUCAGCGAGGCCCGUCAUGGCUUUCCAACCGAGUUCCGUUGGCAAAAAGAAGGAUGAGAAAGGAAAGAACAUCCAGGUGGUGGUGAGAUGCAGGCCAUUUAAUUUGUCAGAGCGAAAAGCAAGUGCUCAUUCUGUGGUGGAUUGUGAUUCUUUUAGAAGAGAAAUCAGUGUCCGUACUGGAGGAAUGACUGACAAGACUACAAGAAAAACCUAUACUUUUGAUAUGGUUUUUGGAGCAUCCACAAAACAAAUUGAUGUUUACCGAAGUGUUGUAUGUCCAAUUUUAGAUGAAGUUAUUAUGGGAUACAACUGCACUGUUUUUGCAUAUGGUCAAACUGGCACUGGAAAGACUUUUACAAUGGAAGGAGAAAGGUCACCCAAUGAAGAAUAUACCUGGGAAGAGGAUCCGUUAGCUGGCAUAAUUCCACGUACACUCCAUCAGAUAUUUGAGAAACUUACUGAAAAUGGGACAGAAUUCUCAGUAAAAGUGUCAUUGCUAGAAAUCUAUAAUGAAGAACUCUUUGAUCUACUUAAUCCAUCUACUGAUGCUUCGGAGAGACUACAGAUGUUUGAUGAUCCCCGUAAUAAGAGAGGAGUAAUCAUCAAGGGUUUAGAAGAAGUUACAGUGCAUAAUAAGGAUGAAGUCUAUCAAAUUUUGGAAAGGGGAGCAGCGAAAAGAACAACAGCAGCAACUUUAAUGAAUGCAUAUUCCAGCCGAUCCCACUCUGUAUUUUCUGUUACAAUACAUAUGAAAGAAACUACAGUUGAUGGAGAAGAACUUGUUAAAAUUGGAAAGUUGAAUUUAGUUGAUCUUGCAGGAAGUGAAAAUAUUGGUCGUUCUGGGGCAGUUGACAGAAGAGCUCGGGAAGCUGGAAAUAUUAAUCAAUCUCUUUUAACCCUUGGAAGGGUUAUUACUGCCCUUGUUGAAAGAGCACCACACAUUCCUUAUAGAGAAUCCAAACUAACUAGGAUCCUACAAGAUUCUCUUGGGGGUCGUACAAAAACAUCUAUAAUUGCUACGAUUUCCCCCGCGUCAGUCAAUCUAGAGGAAACUUUGAGUACUUUGGAAUAUGCUCAUAGAGCAAAGAAUAUAAUGAAUAAGCCUGAAGUUAACCAGAAGCUCACCAAAAGGGCUCUUAUUAAGGAGUAUACAGAAGAAAUAGAGAGGUUGAAACGAGAUCUAGCUGCGGCCCGAGAGAAAAAUGGAGUCUACAUUUCUGAUGAAAACUAUAAGGCUCUGAAUGGCAAAAUAAUUUUUCAAGAGGAGCAGAUUGCAGAAUAUGUUGAAAAAAUUAAUAUUUUGGAAGAAGAGCUUAAUAGGGUCACAGAUUUAUUUGUAGAUAACAAAAAUGAACUUGAACAAUGUAAAUCUGACCUCCAAUAUAAGGAGAAAGAACUUGAAGAUACUCAAAAAAAUUUACAAGAAACCAAAUUACAACUUGUUGAAGAAGAAUAUGUCACAUCUGUUUUGGAAAUCACUGAAGAGAAGCUUCAUGAUGCCGCCAGCCAGUUACUUAGUACUGUUGAAGAGACGACAAAAGAUGUGUUUGGUCUACAUUCAAAACUGGAUCGUAAACAAGCAGUUGACAAGCAUAAUGCUGAAGCCCAGGAAAUAUUUGGCAAAGACCUGAAUAGUUUAUUUAAUAAAAUGGAAUUUUUGAUCAAGGAUGGCACCAAAAAACAAAAAGCCAUGUUAGACUCAUACAGUACUUUAUUUGGUCACCUAUUAUCCACCAGUUCCUCUGCACUAGAUAGUGUUACAACAACUGCACUGGGAUCUCUCACCUCAAUUUUAGAAAAUGUAUCUACCAAUGUUUCUCAAAUUUCGAAUGUGAUACUAAAAGAAGAGUCUAUAACAACUGAAAGUAAAACUGUUCUUCAGAAAUUGUUGGCAAAGCAUAAAACUCAGCUUGAUAAAUCACUGGACACGAUUCUUUCCCCUGUGGUAGUCUCUCUAUUGGAACUCAGCUGUCAAAUGAAUUGUAAAUUCAAGAUUCUUCUGUCAGUAGCUGAUAAGAUAGAAGAUCAAAAAAAGGAAAUGGAUGAUUUUCUCAACACACUGUGUAAAAGUCUACAUAAACUCCAGGAAAAUACUGACAUGUCCUUGGCUGAAUCUCAGAAGCAAUGUGAAACCCUGACAAAUGAACUGAAGAUAUUGAAGCAAGCCCAAGCUCAGGAACUUUGCCAGUUAAUGAAUCUUUGGGCACAAAAAUUUUCUGUCUUGGAAGAAACAUGUGGAAACAUCAAGAAUCCACUCAGAAAUAUUCAAGAAAAUACACAACAGCAUUCCAAGGAUAUCAUAAACAGUACAACUUCUCACAAUAAAAAAUUUCUUGCUAUUUCUGAUGAUUUAUCACAAGAACUCAGACAUUUUAACUCUCAAAGUGCUGGGUUGGUUGAAGAAUCUGUCAAACAUUGUAAGAAGCUCAAUUGCAGCAUUCAGACAGUGUCACAAGAGACCCAACAAUGGUAUAAGGAUAUGAAUACAAGUACUGUCCAUUUCUCAGAUCAAUGGAUAUCUGGCUUACUCAAAAGGAAAGAAGAACUUGAUAACUUAUUAAAGGUUGUAAAGCAAGGUUGUGUUAUAUCCAAAUCAGAGAUCAUGGAAAAAGUCAAUGGACAAAAGGAAGUACAAGAGAGCCAUCUGAUCUCCUUUCAUGAUGAAAUAACUAAUGACAAAGAAAGGCUGGUGGAACAGAGUGAAGAACUUCAUGAUAUCAUGAAAUAUGGCUGGAAUAAACUCAAUUGCUUUUUGCAACAGGACCUGAAACUGGAUAUUCCAACAGGUUCAACUCCACAGAGGAAAACCUACUCGUACCCAUCUACAUUGCUGAGAACUGAACCUCGGGAGCAACUCCUCAGCCAGCUGAGAGAGAGACAGCCUAAGCUCUUAACAACAGUGAUUGUUAAAGCAGAAGACCCGAGUCAGGACUUAGAGGAAGAGAAACCUGCUCAGGAGCUCACUAAUGAAAACAUAAUAAAUGAAGAACCAACAGAAGACACAAGUGUGUGUGAUCCUAUAAAUGGUGGUGUUCCUUUUUUUCAGCAUAAAAAGUCAUCCAGAAAAGAUAAAGAAAACAGAGUCAUAAACAUUGUGGAGAAAUCAAAAGUAGAAGAAGUUUUGGAACAUUCUGCUGUUAAGUCUAAACUACCUUUAAAAAUCCAGAUAAAUAAUUAGCUUUUUAAAAAAUCUGUUUAUAACUCCUGACUUUGGUUGUUAUUUUGGAAUUUGACAAGUAUAACUUGAGAUUUUUUUGUUGUUGUUCUUGAUUUAGUUGGUAGGUUUAAUCAUUUUUAAUAAUAUUGUCAAGUAUUUCAUUUGGUGCUUACUAAUUUGAAUUUCAAAUUAGUGAUUUGGGAUUUGUGUUAAAUAAAGUUAUAUUUCCACCUUUUGUUUGAGACAGCCCAACAAAUGAAAAAGUUAAAAUAGUUAUUUUCUUAGUCUGUAUUAUAUUUUUGUACAUCCAAACAAAUAUGAGACUUCAUUUUUCUUCUAGGCUUGAACUUAUAAUGAAAAAUAUCACCAGCAAAUUGUUCCUAGAAUUAGGAUAUGCCCCCUGGGGGGGCACUCUUCUUAUAUUUUUCUAGUAUAUAAAUAUUGCCUAUUUUACUUUCUGCCUUUUCCUCCUCCUUCAUACUGCAUAUUCAUUUAGUAGUAUAAUAAAAAGCAUUUAUAGUUCCUAUUAUCUAUUUAGGUUAAUAGAUAAUACUCUUUCUAAGUGUGAAAUACUUUGACACACAAAACACUUUAUACUGAGUGUGUCUAAGGUAAUUAUAGGAAAAAAAGGAGAAAAUGAUUCAGUCAGAGAAAGCUGUUGGAUAUCAAAGUGUACCCAUUGCAGGAGGUCUGUGGGAGGUGAUUGAAUUAAGAAGCAUUUCUUUUAUGUAAUUAUACAUUUGUUUUUAUGUGUUUCCUGAAAAAAAGAGGCACUGUAGUGCAGUGGAUAUUUGUCUCUAAGACCUGGGUUCAAGUGAUGUCUCUGACAUAUACUGACUGUAUUAUUUGGAAGAGUCACUUAAUUUCCCAGUGAAACUCUAAGGUAGUUAGUUUUAGAGGUGAUGUCUUGUAAUUGAAGGGAGUAUUCUAUAAACAGGAACCAAAUUAUUGCUCCAGUACCAGAGCACUUGCUUUAUUUUCCUCUGAGAGAUAGAGCACAAUAUGGGAAAGAAAAUAGAUAGGAAUAAGCAGGAGAUGUUGGAGCUAGGAAAAAGAAAGAUACAUUUCUAUUUUUCUGUUUUCUAGAGCUAUUCCUUUGUUUCUCCCAGUUUGGAAUACAUAGUAUAUCUAUGAAGUCUUAAUGCUUGUGUAUAUACUUUUUGUGUGCAUGUUUGCAUCUGUAUAGACAGAUAAUAAUCAUGUACAUACAUAAAUUUGAAAAUUCCAGUGGGGAAAUUUCCAUAGGGAAUGAAUCUAGUUCAUAAAUCACAGUUUUCUUUGCCCUCUCAUAUUUUGUUAACCAAUUUUUCAAUUGAUUAUUAAAUGCCACGGAUUUCAAAAUUUUAAGGCCUCUUCUGUAGUGAAAUGUUUAUUCAAGUUAAAAUUUAAUAAAAAGCAUCUGAUAACUGGCAUUUAUCCAUAGGAAAACUAUCAUCAAAUAUUUGUCCCAUCAAAGAAAAAAGACUGACCCGGAAUUGAAGAGUCUCGUCAGAAAAUAUGCUUUUUUCUUAUCCUGAUACUAAAAUGGUGUUAUGAAAAUAGUUUUUUUUUUUUAAAGUAUCUUUAUGUUGGAGAUUCUUCAUUGCUGAUGGUGGGUUUGUGCUGAUCUAUCCAUGUCCUUGUUCCUUUGAAUUGCCUUUCUCGUCCCAUAAUCAAGCAUAACCUUUUGUGAGACAGCUGACUGAACUCAAAGGUGCUAAUUAAGACUAUAAUUUUUCUAUAUUCAGUUUAAAAAUUUACUAAGUGCCUACUAUAUGCAGAGAAUUGUGCUAGAUACUAGCCAGAAUACACUGUUCAUUUCAGACAUGUCUCUACCCUUUAAUGGUGGUGGUAAUGAAUGAGCCAUAAAACAACCAUAAUAUUUGAUAAAAGCAUUAGAAAGUGGUUUAAAAUGGUUUAAAAGAAGGGUAGGAAUUCAUUGGGCAACUGAGUGAAGAAUGCAUUGAAAAAUGGAAUGAAGCCAGAUGAUGGAGGAUCUUAAAUAAUAAAAUAGGUUUAGGAGUUUGAACUUUAUUCAGUAUGAUAAUCAAGCAAAGAACUAUGAGAUACUAAUGUAUUUAGAGACCAAGUCUUCUUCACAAAGUAUCAUGUUCCAACCCACAAGCAUGGAUCCAAUCUAUUUUUCUUUCUUUCUUUCUUUCUUUCUUUUCUCAAUUGAUUAUUAAAUGCCACAGAUUUCAAAAUUUUUAAGGCCUCUUCUGUAGUGAAAUGUUUACUCAAGUUAAAAUUUAAUAAAAAGCAUCUGAUAACUGGCAUUUAUCCAUAUCUACAAUUUACUAUCUGGCUGCCCCCCAGACGAUAGCGUAAUAGUGCCUGGAUCUAUGUGGAGUCUGAAGAGGCACACUAAAUAGAGUAGAAUAGUGAUAGUUAUAAAGCAUUCUAAGAUUAGGUAUCCUGUUUAAUCUUUAAAUUCAUAACUCUGGCUGUGUGUUGAGGAUUCCUAAUUUUACUUUUAUGUAUCACCUCUCCACCUUCAUGGACAGCCUUUGUGAGUGAUCCCUGAAUAACUAGUGGUCAGCCUUCUCAGGUCAGAGAUCCAACCUCUGUAUCCAGCUCAUGAUCUGUCCAGUUAGAUAGGCCUGCCAGAGUUUUGUUUUCCACUGGCAUAGUGUAUAAGAACUCAAGUCGUUUUCAUGCAAUAGGGCGAAACUGAAAAAGGAUUUUAUUGAAAGGUAUCAAUAAAUGCUUGUUAAAUGAAUCACUACCUUCGAGAAGCAGAGAUAAAAUACCUCUACAUAGAAACAAAACUUAGAAAAUCAAACUUUUAAGUAAAUGCCAAUGAGUGACAAGGGCAAUCAAUGUUAUAGGAAUUAGGAGUUAAGGAAAGAUUUUUUGAAUGAGGUAGGAUUUGAACAUUGGCACAUAGUGAUUGUAAAUAGCUCUGGCACAUCAACAUGAUGGACAAAAAUCAGAAAUGAUUUUUUUUUCCUAGUAAAGAUACAUAGGUAGUAACAGAAAUGAAAUGACACAAGAGCACUCCUCCUCCUCUUCCCCUCUGCGCCCCUCCCACCCCUCCUUUUUUAAAAGCCAGAAGAUUUGCAGGUCAGCAGGACAUUGUAAAAUGUGGAAGGAAUUGUAGGACAUUACCUAUAAUGAAAAGAUAAGGCAUUUGACAUCAGAAAUAAAGAAUGGACAAUUUUAAAAUUUCAGUUUUCUCACAUAGCCAUCUAAUGAAUACAUUUUCAUUUACUUCAUUUUAAGAACUUUAAUUUAGAUCAGAACUUUACAACAUUAGCAGGCCAUAUGGAAUCUGCAAGCCAGACUUUGAAAACCCUUCUUAGUGUACUACUACAUUGGAAGGCUUAGAACAUUGAGAAUGGCUAAAUGAACCUUCAAGGUUAAGUGGGACAAUUGGGCUGCCGUGUAAAUUUUAGGCAUGGCUUUAUUCUAGCAUAGGAUCAGCAUAGGAUGGGGCACUAUGAUCCACAGUGACAGUCUUUUCUCCUCCAAAUCCUAUGAUUAGAUUAAUACAGUAAUUUAUAUUCUUUUUCUCAAAUUUAUAAAAUGAUUUCUCCUUAUGCGUUAAAAUCUUUUUUUUAAACUAAGAUCUUCAUCCUUUCAUCUUGUUCUCUUUUUUGGUCCUACUAUAAAUUUAAUUUUCUAAUGUCUAGUAUCUAAAAAUUGAGAUUGCUCAACAACUGAUCAAGAUGGAGAUAGCAGGUAGUUCAAAAUAGGUUCAUAGUUCAAAGAUUUCAAUACAGUUGACCAUGAUGGUCAGUAGUCUAUUUGUAAAUAUUCACUAUUCAUGUAACCUAUAAAAUAUAUGCAAUAGUAAAAUUAAUUUAAUUAAAACUUCACAAGUUCAGAGGAAAUCAUCUUUAUCUUAUUUAUUUGAAUUGUUAAUAAAGUUUCCUCUGAAAUGAAAAUCAAUUGUCAAUAUAAGCUAUGGACAAACUCUUCAUAGAACUACUCUUAGUAAAUUGAUGAUUAAUAAGAUUAGUUUCAACAUUAACUUAUAUUCUUUAUGAUACUUCCUUUCUAACACUGAGUAUGUUUUUAGGGUUAAAUAAGCAAUUACAUUUUCUAAAAUAAACUUAUAAGGCAAAUGGGAAAAAGAUUGGCAUCCUAUAAUAUUGCAAAGCUAUUAGGAUAGUCCCCCUCUUUCCCUCCUCCUUCCCUCCCUCCCAAAAAAAUUUUGACAUAUUUUCUUUCAAUUGAGGCACUAACAUGAAAUAGGAUCUUUUAUUUUCUCUAUUUGGUACAGAGCACAAUGAUGAUUUUUCACUUUUUAUACCUUCUGGUUCAUAGAAUAUAUGUGAAAGAACAAAUAUUCCUGAAAGGAAUAUUAGCAAAGAUACUUAUUAUUCUAAAAAAAUAAUUAUUCUCUGAGUGAUAAAGUUGCAGACUUAUGACUGAGCAAAGUUUUUCAUUGUCAAACUACAAGUGAACUGCUAAAAAUUCUAAAUAUAGAAAUGGGCAAUUGAAUUAUGUGUAAGACAAUGAUUGGAACAAAUUUUCCUUAACUUCUGAAUUGACUUUUUUCUUUUUUUAAAUUUUUAUUUUAAUAGCCUUUUAUUUACAGGUUAUAUGUAUGGGUAACUUUACAGCAUUGACAAUUGCCAAACCUCUUGUUCCAAUUUUUCCCCUCCUUCCUCCCACCCCUUUCCCCAGAUGGCAGGAUGACCAGUAGAUGUUAAAUAUAUUAAAAUAUAAAUUAGAUACACAAAUAAGUAUACGUGACCAAACCAUUAUUUUGCUGUAUAAAAAGAAUCGGACUCUGAAAUAUUGUACAAUUAGCCUGUGAAAGAAAUAAAAAAUGCAGGUGGGCAAAAAUAUUGAGAUUGGGAAUUCAAUGUAAUGAAUGGUUCUUAGUCAUCUCCCAGAGUUCUUUCGCUGGGCAUAGCUGGUUCAGUUCAUUACUGCUCUAUUGGAACUGAUUUGGUUCAUCUCAUUGCUGAGGAUGGCCAGGUCCAUCAGAAUUGGUAUUGUUGUUGAAGUAUAUAAUGAUCUCCUGGCCCUGCUUGUUUCACUUAGCAUCAGUUCAUCUAAGUCUCUCCAGGCCUUUCUGAAAUCAUGUUGUUGGUCAUUUCUUACCAAACAAUAAUAUUCCAUAAUAUUCAUAUACCACGUGAAUUGAUUUUUUUUUGUUCUGCUUAAAGUCUUCCCUAAAAUAUUUAGUAACUUGAUAGACAAAUAAUGAACAUGUUUCCAAGAACAAUUUCCUGCCCUGAUUCUCAAUUUUUUUGCUUUUUCCUCAAAUCAUUAAGCCCAUCUCAAAAAGACACUUUCUUCCACAUAUCAAGGAAAAGACCAGGUUUUAACUUAUCUGAAACUAUUAAAACUUUCUCUUGAAAGAAAGUAAAUCCUGCAAUGCUGCCUUAGUUUAUAUAUAAACUGUUUCAUUAUAAUAACUGAAGUUUAACAGCUAUGUUAGUAUGUAAUAUAUUCCACUUGAGAUUUUCCAGUCUUAGAAGAAGUUGAUUUAACUUAAAGUAUGGGUUACUAUGCAUGUUGGUUUAAUAGUUGAAAGUAAAUGUUAUAAAAGCAGCAAAAUCGGCCUACUUCUUAGCUUAGUUGUCAAUAGAAAGAGUAAAAUUAUAAACAGAAUUACUUUUUCCUGAGCCUAUUCCCUUUGGGUGAAGAAAUGCAUUUAAAUAGCUUAAUAUAUUGAAUAACUCUAAACACUUUAAAUUCAGAGGACUUGGGGGAAGGGGGAAGGGAACAUCUGGAGUUCUUUACCAGUUAUGCUGUAUUUUGUCUUCAGUUGUGUUUUUUUUUUUUUUCUCAGCAAAAAAAGUGAUAAAAAUUGAAUUUGUUUGCAAGGUACUAACCAAUUAAUCAUUUUGCAUAUGCCUAAUUAUAUUAUGCUUGUAUAUCAUGUUAUCAUAAAUUUAGACUGAAUAAAAUAAAUUUAAAAUUUGAUCAAAA